UUCCACAGCGUGAUUUAAGAUCCAGCACUUCAUCAACAAUAACAAUUCAAACUCCAGUGUCAAAUACAAAUAAGAAUCUUCAUCAUGUUAAUGCUAGUUCAAAAUCAACAAUAACAAGUCCUACUCUGAAUAGAAAAAUUGUAAAACCCAUUUUAAGAAGAAGUAAUUCUGCCAAAACUCCAUCAAAUUCCUCAAAAGCAAAGAAAAAAUCGACUUUAUCUCGAAACAAUGACACGAAUCGAUCGGAUGAAGCAAGUGAUUCUAUGGAUCAAGAUACCACAGAAAGAACAACAGUAUCAUUCGAUGACGUUGAAAUAAUUUCAGAUCCAAUCGUAAAU
Molecule: messenger RNA, 338 nt
Organism: Rotaria sp. Silwood2
Lineage: Eukaryota; Metazoa; Rotifera; Eurotatoria; Philodinida; Philodinidae
Source: the annotation of a GenBank genome assembly